Erythranthe guttata (spotted monkey flower) is the source of this 1447-nucleotide messenger RNA. Its product is annotated as 2-oxoglutarate-dependent dioxygenase DAO. Lineage: Eukaryota; Viridiplantae; Streptophyta; Magnoliopsida; Lamiales; Phrymaceae. The record is from RefSeq and is a predicted model, not a curated record.
AAAAAAUUAACAGCAGCAAAUUGUUACCUAACACUUGUUUAAAAAGAAAAAAAAUUGUAAUUCAACAUUUUUCAGCAUGUCGAGGACUGAAAACGACGCCGUGUCAAAUGAACCGACCAGGAAACACGAAAACGGAAAACCCUGUCUGCGCUAACUGUCCAAACUCAAGUCUAUAUUUUCAUCCCCACCCAAAAAAAAACAAAUUGAAAUUAAAUCAAACGCCUGCAGCCUACAUUUCUAACACCCGUCAGAAAUUAUUGCGGCGGAGCAAUUUUUCCGGCCAUGGCAAGCGGUGGCAGCAGUCCGAUUCCGGUGAUCGACGUGCAGGAUUUCCCGGCGGAGUCCGAAAAGCUGAUCGGCGCGUGCGAAGAAUGGGGGUGUUUCAGGAUCGUGAAUUUCCAGAAAGUUCUCCCGGAAUCGCUGAUGCAGGAGAUGAAGGCAGUGGUGAGAUCUCUGUUCGAACAGCCGACGGAAAUCAAAACGAGAAACCAGGCCGUAAUCGCCGGCAGCGGUUAUAUGGCGCCGUCGAAAAUCAAUCCUCUGUAUGAGGCUCUAGGGCUAUACGAUACAUCCUCCCCUGAAGCCGUUGAUACCUUCUGCUCAAACUUAGAUGCAACUUCUCACCAAAGGGGAGUGAUCUUAAAGUAUGCGAAAGCAGUGAAUGAGCUGAUGAUGGAUAUCGGCCGUAAGAUUGGGCAAGGGCUAGGGAUCAACGGUCCGAUUUCGUUUGAGGAUUGGGCUUGCCAAUUCAGGAUCAACAAAUACAGUUUCACCACUGAAACUGUAGGCACCGCAGGAGUGCAACUGCACACAGACUCUAGCUUCCUGACUAUUCUGCAGGAUGAUGAAAUCGUUGGUGGGCUUGAAGUGAUGAAAAGAUCUGGUGAAUUUCAGGCCGUUGAUCCUUCCCCCGGUACACUUGUUGUUAAUCUUGGAGAUAUUGCACCGGUGUGGAGCAAUGGGAGAUUCUUGAAUGUGAAACACAGAGUGAUGUGCAAGGAAGCAGGGGCAAGAUUGUCAAUUGCUUCAUUUCUAUUAGGACCAAAGGAGGGUAUGGUUGAAGCGCCGCCGGAGCUCGUCGAUUCCAAACAUCCUCGUACGUUCGCUCCUUUCACAUAUAACGAUUAUAGGAGUCUCCGAAUAUCUAAUAGCUUACACACCGGUGAAACCCUUGAUUUGUUUUCGAAUUCGGUCGCAAGUGUUUAAGCAUCCGGUUAUUUGGCCUAAGUGACAAAAUAAAUAAAAUUAGCCCUAUAUGGGGUGUGAAAAAUAUGUACCAUUGUACCAAUUAAACAUGUACAAUAAAAUAAAAUUAGCCCUAUAUGGGGUGUGAAAAAUAUGUACCAUUAAUACAAUUAAACAUGUACCAUUAAAAUUAGCCCUAUAUGGGGUGGGACAAUCUUCAAUUACAAUUAAUACAUAAUUAAGUAGUAUGUUUGAUCUUUCA